UUACUUAUUCUUUCCUCUUCCUUAAAACUUUCAUGCUAACAAUGGAAAUAAAUAGAGUGAAUCAAGAAUAAAAAAUAUGUGAAUUAUGAAUAAGAAAGAGAUGGAAAGCGAACUUGGCUUCUUGGUUUCUGUUCUGGUCAUAUGUGCAGACAUUACAGCUGCAGUCCUCGGGAUAGAAGCCGAGAUUGCUCAGAGCAAGCAGCAGCAACAUCAUCAUGCUCGUCAACAACAUCCAAGACAUACAGGAUGUGGAAGAAGCCCAAGCUCUGGAGCUUUUUCUGAGGGAGUAGCUGCAAUGGUGCUACUGUCUAUCGUCCAUGUCACAGCCAAUGUGCUUGGUGGCUGCACGUACAUUCGCUCUAAGCAAGAUUUCACGAGAGCAACGGCCAACAAGAUUCUCGCAGUAGCUCUCCUUGUUAUCUCCUGGAUCUUCUUUGCUGUCAGCUACUCAACGCUGAUGUUAGCAACAUUGGCCAACUCGAGAUCGAAUAGAUUCUGCAGCUUGCCUCAUCGUUGGUUCUUUCUCGUUGGAGGCAUAUUUUGUCUAGGACAUGGACUCGUGACUUCAGGAUAUUAUGUUUCAGCCAUUGCUGCUAAGAAAGAAGACAAAGAGAAUGUGCAGCCAGCAAAUACAAGCCGCCCAUAACACGACUAUGUUUCUUGAUUGUAUCAGAUUAACAACAUAAAAUUUAAA
This is a messenger RNA of Brassica oleracea var. oleracea, 694 nucleotides long. RefSeq lists its product as uncharacterized. Lineage: Eukaryota; Viridiplantae; Streptophyta; Magnoliopsida; Brassicales; Brassicaceae. The transcript is spliced from 3 exons. Bases 86 to 646 code for a protein of 186 amino acids. The record is from RefSeq and is a predicted model, not a curated record.